AAAACCUAAUACUCUCCUUCUCCCGCUGCUCUCCCUACCUCGCUCACCCUCUCUCUUACUCCGGCGAGAGAUACCGGCCACCGGCGAAGAAGAAGGCUCUUUCUCUCUCCCACCGCUUGGUUUUAGGUUAAUUUUGGAGAACAAGACAAAAACACCUGCAAAAUCUAGGGCUUUUCGAAGAUUUGGGUAUUUCAUUUCAUCCGAAUCAUUUGAGGUUUUUUUUUUUUAUCUAAUUUUGCUUUGCAAAAUCUAGGGCUAUUCGAAGGAUUUGGGUAUUUCUUUUGAUUUGGGAUUUGGGUAUUGGGCAUGCUCUCCCUCCUAGCUCACACUCUCUCUCACUCCGGCGAUGUAGCUUUUCUCCGGCGAAGAACAACGUGAUAUCUUGCCAAGCUCCUGAUCAUUCGCAAAAGGGUUACGUCUCUCUCUCUCUCUCUCUCGGGACCGAAUCUCAAUCCGUUCCGUUGUUUGGCACACUAUCGAAAGCGGCCCCGGCGGUCAAACACCAAAGUCCACUAGAGUGUUCUUUUUUUUUUUUUUUGUCAAACUGCUUGAUUUGGACCGUCCGAUUGAUCCUACGCUAAACAUUAAAGGCACGGCAGAGUAAAAUAGGAAAAAGUACAGAGCACGCGUGGACGCUACAGUCGCCUCUCUCUGCCGCCCGAUCCCUCCCAAGCUUUUGCAGAUCUCUUGGCCUCUUUGUUUGGUUUCUGAGAAAACUGAGGAAAGUUAAAAGAAUUUGCAAGCCUCGUUCGGUAUUUUUGUCGAGCAGAAGAUGGACAUAAUAUCGCAACUACAAGAGCAAGUGAACACAAUCGCAGCGCUGGCCUUCAACACCUUCGGAACGCUCCAGAGGGACGCUCCUCCGGUGCGACUCUCUCCGAACUACCCGGAGCCACCACCGAAUACCGCCGAGGACGCCGCCGCGAAUAUCUCCGAACAGCCUAAGCCCCUCAGCGCCGCUCUGGUCAAGGCCGCUAAACAGUUUGAUGCUCUGGUUACAGCACUGCCAUUGUCUGAGGGAGGUGAAGAAGCGCAACUGAAAAGGAUUGCGGAACUGCAGGCCGAGAACGAUGCCGUUGGUCAAGAGCUUCAGAGACAACUGGAGGCUGCAGAGAAGGAACUAAGAGAGGUCCAGGAGUUGUUCGGCCAAGCGACGGAUAAUUGCUUGAAUUUGAAGAAACCAGAUUGAAGAAGAGGAGAGGAGAGAAGAGAAGAACAUCAUCGUUUACUUCUGUUUUCCUGUCGUUUAUACUCCCCUUUGUUACCUUCCUAUAAUAUCAUUUCACUCAUCUUUUCCAUGCAAAGGCAUCUAAUGUAGUCUUCAUUUCAAUGGCCACUGAAAACUUUUUUCUUU
Molecule: messenger RNA, 1354 nt
Organism: Corylus avellana
Lineage: Eukaryota; Viridiplantae; Streptophyta; Magnoliopsida; Fagales; Betulaceae
Gene: MED21
Product: mediator 21
Biological process (GO): regulation of transcription by RNA polymerase II
Cellular component (GO): mediator complex
Molecular function (GO): transcription coregulator activity
Source: RefSeq, a predicted model, not a curated record